Molecule: messenger RNA, 2669 nt
Organism: Coffea eugenioides
Lineage: Eukaryota; Viridiplantae; Streptophyta; Magnoliopsida; Gentianales; Rubiaceae
Product: twinkle homolog protein, chloroplastic/mitochondrial
Exons: 21
Coding region: 119-2218 (699 amino acids)
Biological process (GO): DNA replication
Molecular function (GO): 5'-3' DNA helicase activity; single-stranded DNA binding; ATP binding
Source: RefSeq, a predicted model, not a curated record
UUCCCAAAACCCCUUACCAGAGGCUUUUGCCCAAACUCCAUGGCAGCUGCAGCUUCUGGCUUCCUCUUCUGCUUCUCUCAGACAACAACAACAUAGACCUUAACAACUGCUGCAAAACAUGCAUCUUGUUCCUCGUUAUAAGCACCUUUUCAACAACUCCAACAACUUCAUCAUGGCUGGCUCCAAACACUUGGUUUUUCUCAAGUCGUCCCUCUUCUUCCACACUCUUACACCACCCAAAGCAGCCAACUUUUACUCACAGACUUACCCUUUUACCGCUAAAAAACUCAUCUUUUCCACCAUUCUAGCAAAACCCAGAUCCCCAAUUUUUUGUAGAAAGUCUCGCUUGUCGUAUACACCCCAUGCUCCUAUUCCCAUGCCAGUGUCUUUGGAGACUGGAGAGGAAGAUGUAAUUGAUUCAGCAGAAUUGAGGUUCUUGAGGGUUAAGUUGGAGAAGCUUGGUCUUAAUUCUGAAUCUUGUAUGCCGGGGCAGUACAAUGGUCUGAUUUGUCCGAUGUGCAAAGGUGGUGAUUCAAUGGAGAAGAGCUUAUCUCUUUUCAUCACUCAGGAAGGUGAUGCAGCUAUGUGGACCUGCUUCCGGGCUAAAUGUGGGUGGAAAGGAAGCACACGGGCCUUUGCUGAUGGUAAGUCAACAUAUGGAAAUCUGAGUAUGAUCUCCAAAGUCAAACAGCCAUAUAGAGAGAUCUCAGAGGAGAGUUUGGGAUUGGAACCUUUAUCCAAUGAGCUGCACAAAUACUUUUCUGAGAGAAUGAUAUCUGGGGAAACUUUAAGGAGGAACUCUGUGAUGCAAAGAAGAUAUGGAGAAAAUCAGAGUGUUAUUGCAUUUACCUACUGGAGGGAGGGAGUACUCGUAAGCUGCAAGUACCGGGAUAGCACCAAAAACUUUUGGCAGGAGAUCAACACUGAGAAGAUAUUCUAUGGGCUAGAUGAUAUAAAGGGAGCAAGUGAUAUCAUUAUUGUUGAGGGUGAAAUGGACAAGCUUUCAAUGGAAGAGGCUGGCUUCAAGAACUGUGUAAGCGUUCCUGAUGGUGCACCGCCAAAAGUUUCAGAUAAAGAUUUGCCAGCUGAAGAAAAGGAUACAAAGUACCAGUAUCUAUGGAACUGCAAGGAGUACCUAAAAAAGGCCUCUCGUAUAAUACUUGCGACAGAUGGUGAUCCACCUGGCCAAGCCUUAGCAGAAGAACUUGCACGCCGAUUAGGAAGAGAAAGGUGCUGGCGAGUGAGAUGGCCUAAGAAGAAUGAUGUUGAACAUUUCAAAGAUGCAAAUGAGGUGCUUAUGUUUUUGGGACCUGGUGUGCUGAGGGAAGUUAUUGAAAAUGCGGAGCUUUAUCCGAUAAGAGGAUUAUUCGAUUUCAAAAAUUUUUUUGUUGACAUUGAUGCUUAUUAUCAUCAAACCCUUGGGUAUGACCUUGGAGUGUCAACUGGAUGGAGGGCUUUGGACCAGUUAUACAAUGUUGUGCCAGGGGAAUUGACUGUCGUUACUGGAGUUCCCAAUUCAGGCAAAAGUGAGUGGAUUGAUGCUCUUUUGUGCAAUCUUAACCGAAGAGUUGGCUGGAAAUUUGCAUUUUGUUCUAUGGAAAACAGGGUACGGGACCAUGCAAGAAAACUUUUGGAGAAGCAUGUUAGGAAGCCAUUCUUUGAUGUGCGGUAUGGGGAUUCUAUUGAAAGAAUGGGCGUGGAGGAAUUGGAAGAAGGAAAGGUGUGGCUCAACGAAACAUUUUAUCUGAUUAGGUGCGAGAAUGAUUGCCUUCCAAAUAUAAACUGGGUUCUUGAUCUUGCAAGAGCAGCUGUUCUCAGACAUGGUAUCAAUGGUCUGGUUAUUGAUCCAUACAAUGAGCUUGAUCAUCAGCGCCCUGUUAGCCAGACUGAGACGGAGUAUGUUAGUCAGAUGCUAACAAAGAUCAAAAGGUUUGCUCAACAUCAUUCAUGUCAUGUGUGGUUUGUUGCACAUCCAAGACAGUUGCAUCAUUGGGUUGGCGGUCCGCCAAACUUAUAUGACAUCAGCGGAAGUGCUCACUUUAUAAACAAAUGUGACAAUGGGAUUGUCGUUCACCGUAACAGGGAUCCUGAGGUUGGCCCCAUUGAUCAAGUACAGGUUUGCGUGCGGAAAGUACGAAAUAAAGUCAUAGGAACCAUAGGUGAAGCUUGGCUAUCUUAUAAUAGGGUUACUGGUGAAUACAUGGACAUUGAUGCUUGAAAGAGAUAAUAGGCAGGAGAUAAUGUUUUUGCGCCUCACAGGUCAAUCUACUAAUUUCAUUGUUGUAACAGAAGCCUCUUCCUUAAUGUGGAAUCCAAGCUGCUGAAAUGCUCUGUGUGGUUUCCGUGCUCGUAAAAUAGGAGAAAUCAUUGCUAAGCUAUUUAAAAGUGGUCAGGUACUCAUUCACCAAAAAAUAUAGGUUAACAUACCACUUUCUUGACACCUGAUAUUAUUCGCGUAUUUUAGUUUUUCUUCUGUAAUUAAUAUUUUGCUUUUGGUGUCGCAUGUGGGUUAUCGUCCUUGUACAUUUUUCGACUUAUUCUUGGGCAGUCAACUUCUGUACAGUCAAUGCUGCAAAAAAUACUUUUGAAGGAGGUGGUGCAUACAUUAAUCUUUUAAUUGGGGUUUGUUAUCCAGUUAAUUUUAUACUCGUUGAACUGCUUUCUUUGAA